This is a messenger RNA of Arabidopsis arenosa, 2938 nucleotides long. The record is from the annotation of a GenBank genome assembly. Lineage: Eukaryota; Viridiplantae; Streptophyta; Magnoliopsida; Brassicales; Brassicaceae.
UCAAAACAUUUUGGGGCAAAAGAUAAACACGAAAAAAAUAAUGGAAUCGAUCAACAGAUUUCGAUAGCAUCCGCAGAUUUGGAUCAAAACCCUAAUUCUCCAGUUCAAUCGUCGGAAAUGGCAAGCCUGUGGCGAGCUGUAAUCGGCGGUCAGAGCAACAAUUCCGACGACUACGGAGGCGUAGAGUUCUGGUCUAACCCUGAACGAACCGGAUGGCUCACGAAACAAGGAGAGUACAUCAAGACUUGGCGACGCCGAUGGUUCGUGCUCAAACAAGGGAAGCUCUUCUGGUUCAAAGACUCUGAUGUCACGCGCGUCUCACGCCCUCGAGGUGUCGUCCCCGUCGCGUCGUGCUUAACAGCCAAAGGAGCAGAGGAUGUCCUCAACAAGCAAAACGCGUUCGAGCUAUCGACGAGAGAUGAGACUAUGUACUUCAUCGCUGAUUCGGAGAAGGAGAAAGAAGAUUGGAUCAAUUCCAUUGGACGGUCGAGAAUAAUCGUUAAGAAUCUUCCUCCCAAAUAUGUGACAGAGGAUCGACUUCGAGAUGUCUUUUCAAAAAAAGGAGAAAUCACAGACGUGAAAUUGAAGCGUAAGAGUGAUGGCAGAAGUAGACAAUUUGCUUAUAUUGGCUUUCGUACUGAACAAGAAGCUCAAGAUGCUAUCACAUAUUUUAAUAAGUCUUUCAUUGAUACUAUUCAAAUAUCUGUUGAGGUUGCGAUCCCUCCUCCGAGGAAAGAAGGCAAGGUUAAUGAAAAUAGUGAACAUGUUUCUAAUGCUUAUGCUAAAGCAGACAAAAAGUUUAAGAAGAAAGCAGAGGCUGAUCAUGAUCCUCAGCUUCAAGAAUUUCUUGAUCAGCAUAAGUUGAAAUUCUGGUCCAAUGACAUGUGUAUUCCUCGUUCCACCGGCAAAGAGAAGGUCUCGCCAGUAAUUUUUUCUAAUGGUGCUGAUGAGCCUAAUAACAAAGCCAAAAUAUCAUUAUUAGAUACUACAGAGAAUAAAGUUGGUGAUGAUGUUUCUGAUAUGGAAUACUUCAAGAGUCGGAUAAAGAAAAAUCUGUCGUAUUCGGACAGUGAUUAUGAAACUGAUAGUCGUGAAGAUGCAAUUCAUGCUUUUCCUAUUGAUGGAGAUAUUGAAGCUGACAGAGUUGAUAAAGAUGAUGAUGAUGCCGAUGAAAUGGAGAUAGAAGUUGCUCAAGAACCGAAAGCUGACAGUGAUGAUGUUCUUGACACUGGUCGCCUUUUCGUCCGAAACCUGCCUUACACUGCAACAGAAGAAGAGCUUACGGAUCAUUUCAGCAAAUUCGGUGAAAUAUCAGAGGUCCAUCUUGUUCUUGACAAGGAGACAAAAAAUUCCAGAGGAAUGGCCUUCGUCCUUUACCUGAUACCGGUAUAUGCAAAAAGGGCAAUGGAGGAAUUAGAUAACAAAGAUUUCCAGGGGCGGCUGUUGCAUAUUUUACCAGCUAAGAAGCCUGAUAAACAAGUAAAUAACUCUUCGAAUCUGCCAAAAGCAUUCAAGCAAAAGAGGGAGGAACAAAGAAAGGCGUCUGAAGCCAGUGGAAAUACAAAAGCUUGGAAUAGUUUUUUCAUGCGACCCGAUACUGUCGUGGAAAACAUAGUCAGGUGUUAUGGUGUAACAAAGAGUGAGUUUCUUGACCGUGAAUGCGACGAUCCUGCAGUACGACUUGCUUUGGGAGAAACAAAAGUGAUUAUGGAGACCAAAGAAGCACUUGCUAAAGCUGGAGUACGUGUCACCUCUUUGGAAGAAUUUGCUGCACGGAAAGGUGAUAUGAAGAACCGAAGCAAACAUAUUCUCUUAGUAAAGAAUUUGCCAUUUGCUUCCACUGAAAAGGAACUGGCUCAAAUGUUUGGAAGAUUUGGAAGUCUAGACAAAAUUGUUCUCCCUCGGACGAAGACGUUGGCUUUGGUUGUUUUCCUUAAACCGGCUGAGGCACGUGCAGCUCUGAAGGGAAUGAAAUACAAGCGUUACAAAGAUGUUCCCUUGUAUCUGGAGUGGGCUCCUGUAGAUAUUCUUGAGCCAAAAGCACUUCCUGAUAACAAUGAAAAGACGAGUGAUGUUGAAGAAAAUGAUGUGAGAAGACUCAACUUGGAUCAGCAGGUUGGAAUCGAUUCGGAUAUACCUGAGUCAAAUGUCCUACAUGUUAAGAAUCUGAACUUCAAGACAAGUGAAGAGAGUUUGAAGAAACAUUUGACUGAACUGGUGAAGCAGGGAAAGAUUCUGAGUGUUAAGAUAGUAAAAAAUGGGAAGAGUCUUCCUCGUUCAAGCGGUUAUGGUUUUGUAGAAUUUGACUCCGUAGAGACAGCAACCAGUGUCUACAGAGAUCUUCAGGGAACUAUUCUGGAUGAGCAUAAAUUGAUCUUGAGUUUCUCUGCAAACAAGCGGAGUGUAACGGUUGGGAAAGAUUCAGACAAGGACACAGAUUUACCAACGUUACAUGUGAAAAAUGUAGCUUUUGAAGCAACCGAGAAAGAACUAAGACAGCUUUUUAGUCCAUUUGGACAGAUCAAGAGAGUUGACCUUCCAAUGAAGAAUAUAAGACAACAUGCUGGUUAUGGUUUUAUUGAAUUUGGGACAAAGCAAGAAGCUUUGAACGCUAAAAAGGCAUUAUCCAGCACCCAUUUCUAUGGACGCCGUUUGGUGCUCGAGUGGGCUAGGGCUGAUGACAAGAGCAUGGAAGCGCUCCGAAAAUCUUGUGCUGCCAAGUAUGUGGACCACCAAGAAAACAAUAAUCCAAAGAAAAGGAAAAGCUCGACAGUUGGUGGUGAAAGAAGAAUGAAGUUUGAGAGAAUAGCUGAAUAGGCCUCUCUAUAGUUUGUUUUGAGUAUAUUAUUGACCAUGGUUUCUAUUGUAACAUUUUCAGAGCUUCAUUAAUGGAGUCUAAUUGCAAUUCUCACAACAUCAAGAAAAAGAAAAACCUUUG